This is a messenger RNA of Fraxinus pennsylvanica, 819 nucleotides long. The record is from the annotation of a GenBank genome assembly. NCBI's taxonomy places the organism in Eukaryota, Viridiplantae, Streptophyta, Magnoliopsida, Lamiales, Oleaceae.
AUGGCUACUAAUACUCCUACAACCGCCGCAGAGGUGGUGGCGCCGGCCAUAAUUGUCGGUGGUGGGCGCGUGGGUAAGGCUUUACAGGACAUGGGCAAUGGUGAUGAUGUGUUGAUAAAGAGAGGUGAAUCAGUGCCACUCGAUUUUCCUGGGCCGAUCUUGGUUUGUACAAGAAAUGAUGAUUUGGAUGCUGUUCUCGAGUCCACUCCUAAGUCCCGUUGGAGCGAUUUGGUGUUUUUCCAGAAUGGAAUGCUGGAGCCGUGGUUUUACAGUAAUGGCCUUGGUGAUGCAGAUCAAGUUUUAGCUUAUUUUGCAAUAUCAAAGCUCGGUGAACCCCCAAUUGAUGGUAAAACCGACACCAAUCCCGAGGGUUUGACGGCUGCAUACGGGAAGUGGGCAUCAGCAGUUGCUGCAAGAUUACAUGCGGGAGGCCUGUCUUGCAAAGUACUUGAAAAGGGUGAAUUUCAGAAGCAAAUGUUGGAGAAGCUUAUAUGGAUAUGUGCUUUCAUGCUCGUGGGGGCCCGUCAUCCUGGAGCAACUGUAGGUGUCGUUGAGAAGGAAUACCGCUCUGAGGUAUCUUCUCUUAUUACUGAACUGGAAGCUGCAGCAGCUGCAGAGAAAGGUAUAGUUUUUGAUGGAGCAAUGGAGGAUAGGUUAUGUGCUUACUCGAGGGCAGUUGCUCACUUCCCGACUGCAGUUAAAGAGUUCAAGUGGAGAAAUGGGUGGUUCUAUUCACUUUCAGAGAAAGCAAUUGCUCAAGGCAAACCGGAUCCAUGUCCAUUACAUACAGCAUGGCUCAAAGAACUGAAAAUAGUAUAG